GCUAGCCCUGGGUUGAGGUUUUUCUGAACCUCAUUUCAAUGCUGUGGCAGAUGCACAGCUGCCAAGUGUUGACCAGGGAGGAGCGAGGAGCUGCAAGUGAAGGCGGUCGCCCGGCCCAGGGCUCAUAAGACGCUUCUGCCGUCUCUGCCACCAGCACACUUCCUUCUGCAUCACCCACUCCUGAGCAUGAGACACCGCGUGCACCUGGAGGGCCCAGGGUGGGGGGACGUCGGGCCCCCCUGACGAGCGUUCUCGGUCCACAGAGGAUCCUGACCCACGCCUACUCCAGAGUGGUCCUGAGGGUCCUGGAAGCGGCCGUGGCGGCCAAGAAGCGCUUCAGUGUGUACAUCACCGAGUCCCAGCCGGACUUGUCCGGUAAGAAAAUGGCCAAAGCCCUGUGCCACCUCAACGUCCCCGUCACCGUGGUCCUGGACGCCGCUGUUGGCUACAUCAUGGAGAAGGUGGACCUGGUCAUCGUGGGUGCGGAGGGAGUCGUCGAAAACGGAGGCGUUAUCAACAAGAUCGGAACCAACCAGAUGGCCGUGUGCGCCAAAGCACAGAACAAGCCCUUCUAUGUGGUGGCGGAGAGUUUCAAGUUCGUCCGGCUCUUCCCACUGAACCAGCAAGACGUCCCAGACAAGUUUAAGUACAAGGCGGACACGCUGAGGUCUGUGCAGACUGGACAGGAUCUCAGAGAGGAGCACCCGUGGGUCGACUACACACCCCCCUCCUUGAUCACACUGCUGUUUACAGACCUGGGGGUGCUGACGCCCUCAGCCGUCAGCGACGAGCUCAUCAAGCUGUACCUGUAGGUCUUCCUGUACCUACAAGCUGUACCUACAGGUGCCUUCCUGCCUCGAGGUGACGUAGCUGCAGCGGGGGAGGAGCCUCUGGACCCCGCGUGAGCCAGGCCAAAGGGAACUGUUUUCAUGAAGAUUUAUGGACUAAGGACUUAAAAUCAUAAUUUUGGUGGAGUUUUUAUUCUUUCCAGUCCUGUUUAAGCAUGUUCCCGGUUCCUGUAAAACUCAACCUAAAUUGUGCUGAUGGGUCCCAGACACUGUCACUCACUCCUGUUUCUAGAAAUACACGUUAGACUAUUGGCUACUUAACCCUCCAGACCCCUCCCCUCGCCCUCUGCCUGCAGUGAUUGGCCUCGGCCGUUAGAGGAUGCAGGCCCCUUACAGAGCAGGCGUUCCUCACUGCGCAGGCCCCGGAGCAUGCGGUGCCUCGAGGGCAGGAAAUACCUGCUCAGGUAGCAUUGCUUCCCCUGGUGAACACGAGCCAGAGUGCAGCCUGGACAGCAUCGAGCCAACGGAGCAGCUCACCGCCAGUGCCGCCGCCCAGAAUGUUCAGAAACGAAAACUGUGUGAAAGAUGUGGAUCUUAAAGGUUUUGGACCUGAACGUUUAGAAGUUGUACUUGGGAAUAAAUAACACAAAACACUGA
Molecule: messenger RNA, 1445 nt
Organism: Myotis lucifugus (little brown bat)
Lineage: Eukaryota; Metazoa; Chordata; Mammalia; Chiroptera; Vespertilionidae
Product: translation initiation factor eIF-2B subunit alpha-like
Exons: 5
Coding region: 384-812 (142 amino acids)
Biological process (GO): translational initiation
Cellular component (GO): eukaryotic translation initiation factor 2B complex
Molecular function (GO): guanyl-nucleotide exchange factor activity; translation initiation factor activity
Source: RefSeq, a predicted model, not a curated record